Triticum turgidum subsp. durum (durum wheat) is the source of this 3411-nucleotide messenger RNA. The record is from the annotation of a GenBank genome assembly. NCBI's taxonomy places the organism in Eukaryota, Viridiplantae, Streptophyta, Magnoliopsida, Poales, Poaceae.
AUGAUGUCUGCAGCUGUAGAGCAGAUAGCUGGUGGUUUCUCAUCUGCAGUUAUUCAACGUGUUGUUGACAAGACAAUGGACUUCCUCGAGAGCAACUACAAUGUAAGCCAUGCUACUGAAGAGCUUCUGACCAAACUCCGCACAAGCCUCACCGUCGUGAAGGCCAUAACCGAGGUGGCUGACAACCAGCUUAUCGUCAGCACUAGUCUUACCAACUGGUUGAGGAACCUCCACAGUGCUGCCUAUGAAGCGGAGGAUGUGCUUGACAGAUUUGAUUGUCAUGAGAUAGUUGCCGGAAAGCGCAAGGUGAGUGAGCUCAUUUCAUCAUCCGUCAGGGCCCUCAAAAGUUUGAUUGUGCCUGAUGAGAGUAUGAAAAGGCUUGAAUGUGUUGUGCAAAAGCUAGACCACCUUUGUGCAACGUCCAACACAUUUGUUGAGCUAAUGAAGCAGAGUAAUUUAACCACCAUGAAGGAGGAAGGAAUUCGGAGAGAGACUACUUCUCGUGUUCCAGUUGAUGUCAAGGUGUUUGGCCGCGAUGAAGUUCUAGAGUUGAUACUGAAAAUUAUUUUGGGUUCAUCUAGCUCUGAACCAGAAUCCAGCAGCUUAAGAGCAAAACUUGGGGCAAGGUACUGCGUUGGCGGUGUUGAUGUCGUCCCAAUUGUUGGUAUGAGUGGGGUUGGGAAGACAACCCUUGCUCAAAUUAUUUACAAUCAUGAAAAUGUGAAGCUUUACUUUAAGCACAGAGCAUGGGUGUAUGUUUCAAAACACUUCAGCAUGAAAAGGACAUUGCAAGAGAUGUUGUGCUCUUUUAAAGGAAAUGAUUCGUCUUUUGACUACACUGAUAGUUUGGAAACAAUUGUCAACAAUAUUCAAAAUGUCUUCCACCCUGAAGAAAGGUUCCUUCUUGUGCUGGACAGUGUUUGGGAUGAGAUGUGUGACCAGUGGAGUAGUUUGCUUACUGCCAUAGCUCGUGAAGUGCCAGGAAGUGUAGUUGUUGUCACAACACAAAGCAAAAGGGUUGCCGAUACAGUGGCGACAAUAUGUCAAGUUCCACUAGCACCUUUGCCAUGGGAGAGUUUUUGGCCAGUGUUCCAGUAUUAUGCAUUUGGCACAAGCAAUGUUGUGGUUGAGAACAAUCCGACUCUUUUGUUUAUUGGUGAGAAAAUAGCAAGAAAACUAGAGGGUCUUCCAUUAGCAGCAAAAGUAAUGGGAAAUCUAUUGAGGUCUAGAUUAACUAUAGACCAGUGGAGAAGCAUCCUGGAGAGUGAUUGGUGGGACCGGAGUGACGUUUUAUGUGAAAUCCUUCCAUACAUGGGAAUUAGUUAUCAAGAUCUACACCCUAGACAGAGGCAGAGCUUUGCUUUCUGUUCGAUCUUUCCACAGAACUACUUGUUUGAUAAGGAUAGAUUGGUCAGUAUGUGGAUUUCUCAUGAUUUCAUCCAACACAGUGGAUUUGAUGGAACUAGAUUAGAGGAUAUCGGAGAUCAGGUUUUUGAUGAACUUGUACAAAGAUCAUUUUUUCAGUCUACAUUCGACAACAAGAGGUACACUAUGCACGAUCUAGUAAGGGCUCUUGCAAUUGCUGUUUCUUCAUAUGAAUGCUUCUUCCACAAAGAGACCUCCCAGAGAGCAUCACCAACUGUUCGCCACUUGGCUCUGCAAGUUGGCAAUCAAAUGCAAAUUCAUGAACUCAACAAGUAUAAGAAUCUGCGGACAAUCUUAUUGUUUGGCCAUUGUGACAGUAAUGCAAUUUGUGAUGUUGUGGACAAUAUGUUGGUCAACUCAAGAAGCAUUCGAGUGUUAGACUUGUCUCAUUUGGAGGUGAUGACGAAUAUGCUGCCUAGCAUUGCAUCCUUGAGAAAUUUGAGGUUCUUAGAUCUUUCUUUCACAAGAUUCAGCAAUUUGCGCAACUUCCCUUGCAAUCUUCAAGUUUUAUACCUCCGUGGAUAUGCUCGCAAUACUAUUCCUCAAACCAUCAACAUGCUUGCCAACUUACGGCACUUGUAUGUUGAUGCUACAGCUCUCUCUCUGAUUCCUGGUAUUGGGCAGCUAAGUCAACUUCAAGAAUUGGAGAACUUCAGUGCUGGAAAGAGAAAUGGAUUCAUGAUAAGUGAGUUGAAGUACAUGCAAGAGUUAUCUGGGAAACUUUGCAUCAGUAACAUCCACAUCAUCAAGAACAAACAUGAGGCAAUGGAUGCCAAUAUGAUUGAGAAGAAGCACCUUGAGGCCUUGGAGUUGAAGGGGAGAAAUGUAUCCAAAGAUGUACUUGAAGGAUUGCAGCCACACCCUAAUCUGCAAGAGCUCAUGAUCGAAGGUUACGGGGCCACAAGUUUCCCGAGCUGGAUGUUAGAAGCUCACCUCUUUACAAAACUAAAGUCCCUUUAUGUUGGAAAUUGCCGACAUCUAGUUGUACUUCCACCAUUUGGAAAGAUCACUUCACUCAAGCAUCUCACUCUAAAUAACUUGCCGUCAGUGAAGCAAGUUGAUGGAACAUCUUUUGAUUGUUUCCCAAAUUUGGAAGACUUAAAAGUUUCUUUGAUGACAUCAUGGACAAACUGGUCACAUGCAGAAAGUGAUCAUGGCCCUCUACUUCAACGCGUCACAAGGUUUGAACUUCAUGAUUGCCCUUUGCUGAAAGAAGUGCCUUAUCUAUCAUUCAUGUCUUCGCUGUCAGAACUUGACAUCUCGGUUUGUGGGGACUUUGUCAAGGCACUGCCACAAUAUGUACAACUCUUGACACAUCUCAAAAAAUUAAGCAUGUCUUUCUGCGAUCACACACUCCUACUCUCUGGGCAACACUUGAAGUCACUUGAGUAUCUAUAUCUUAGAAAAUGUGGAGGGCUGCGUUUGAUUGAUGGGUUACACUGUUUCCCCAACCUCAGGAAAGUUAAUGUUUAUGGUUGCCCCAACAUUCUUACUGAAUUCUCCGACCAAUCAACUAUACAAGAUGAGCAGAGUGGACUUCGACUGACCAAUAUGGUUACAGAUUACAGCUUGUUCAAUAGAAAUUGUUUUCUGCCUUCGGUGCGAGAUCUGCUCAUCGCUUAUAUAGAUGACCUUUAUUUUACCCCAGAGCAGGAGGAAUGGUUUGAACAGCUAAUCUCUGUCGAAAAAAUCGAGUUUGGUUUCUGUAAUUUUCUGGAACGGCUCCCUACUACACUAGCAAGACUUACCUCAUUAACAAUACUUCAUCUCAAAUGGACAAGACCAGUUUUCCUGGAAGGAGUUGUACCACAGAACCUCCAAGAAUUGGUCAUGAAUGGCUUUUCGGGUGAGACAGAAAACAAUUUCAAACCUGGAGGAUCAGAAUGGGUAAACAUUUCCCAUGUUCCAUAUAUUCGGCUUAAUGACAAGACAGUCCAAAAUCUGUCAGUUAAUGCUGCCUCAUCAUCCUCAAACCACCAAAGUUAA